Molecule: messenger RNA, 1170 nt
Organism: Penicillium angulare
Lineage: Eukaryota; Fungi; Ascomycota; Eurotiomycetes; Eurotiales; Aspergillaceae
Exons: 1
Coding region: 1-1170 (389 amino acids)
Source: RefSeq, a predicted model, not a curated record
AUGACAGAAAUGUACUCAGGACUCCAUGUGGAUCAACGGUUUUCUUCCCUAGAGGAAUUCAAAUCGGUGAUCCGGAACAUCUCUGUUCGGCAGCAUUGGGAGCUUCGUGUGAUACGCAGCAAUAAGAAGAGUGUGGUUAUUGGCUGUCGCUCUGGAGCCAAUUGUUUCUUUCGUGUAGUUUGUCGCUCGAACAAGAACGCGACCUACAUCACUAGCUUGCAGGACAGUCAUAGCUGCCGAAGGAGUGGAGACUCUUCAAUCCGAACGCCGGUCCGGUCUGAAGCCUCGCAUGUGCGUUUUCUACUCAGCGAAAUCCCCAAGCUUUUCGAUAUGGAUGCGAAAAUACGAAGCCAAGAUGUUGUGGAUGCUGUGAAGCGAUACCAUGGAUAUGAUAUUUCCACAAGACAAGCACAGCGUGCGCUGAUUAAACUACAAUCACAAGAUUCCCCCAAUCAUAAUGAUCAAGCUAUGACCCUGGAUAUCAUAAGUACAGGUGAUCAGCACUCGCCUACCCAGUCCCAACCUGAAUCGCAGGGCGAUGCAGGACCAGCAUAUCGGGAGAUAUCAGAAAAUCGUUGGCUGUCAGACCCUCUGCAGUCCACGUUGAUGGAUGAUGAUUCUGUGGACCCCAACGACCCGCCAGAUAACCCUGUGCUGUCAGCCCAAGGCCAAUCUAUCCAGUCCACUCAGAUACCCCAACCUCCUCCGAUUGGAGCUCCAAGUCAGCCCUCCAUGAACAACAACCCGCGUCCCAUGACCGUAUCGCAACCUGGAGUCGGAUAUGUGAAUGCUGCAUCCCUACCAGCUACAGGUCAUCCGCAUGCCAAACUUCCAAAUUAUCAGCCACGAAACGACCAUCCUGGCAUGCAGUCAAUGGUUCUCACAGACUUCAAAAUUGAAUUUACCUGCACCCAUUGCGGGGCUCUGAACCAAAGCUUUUUCCCAAACCAGGGUCAUGUACCCGGUAGUGCCUAUAUGCCUCAUCAUUCUGUCCCCACUGCGGGCGCUGUCACCCGACAUGGUGAUCCCUCGCAACAUGGCCCAGAUGACACCGCUGGCGAUGUCGUUGAAGAUGGCGGUUAUUCUGUUAAUAGUAUGAACACCCGCGUCAUGCAGAAUCCGUGGGCAAAUAGUGGCUUGGGUGUUCCUAUUGGACCGACGAACACCUAG